Arachis stenosperma is the source of this 678-nucleotide messenger RNA. RefSeq names its product kiwellin-like. The transcript has 2 exons. Lineage: Eukaryota; Viridiplantae; Streptophyta; Magnoliopsida; Fabales; Fabaceae. The coding region runs from base 1 to 678 and encodes 225 amino acids. The record is from RefSeq and is a predicted model, not a curated record.
AUGGCGCAGAAAGCAACCUCCUUCAUUAUGGUUCUAUCUUGUUCAUUUUGCCUAUUCACUCUCAUAAACGGAAUUUCCUACUGCUAUGGCCCAUGCAACGACUUCAACGACUGCGACGGCCAGCUCAUCUGCACCAACGGCAAGUGCAACGACGACCCUGACCUCGGCACUCACAUCUGCCGCUCCCCUCCUCCACCACGUGACCACGGAUCCCCUCCCCCACCAAGUGGUGGCAGCGGAACGACCUGCCGCUCCUCCGGCACCCUUCAAUGCGGCACAAACUCCUACCCUCAAUACACGUGCUCCCCUCCGGUGUUCUCCUCCACAAAGGCAAUACUCACCCUGAACGACUUCAGUGAAGGAGGCGACGGUGGUGCCCCAUCUGAGUGUGACGACCAGUACCACCAAAACUCGGAGCCAGUGGUGGCACUGUCCACUGGGUGGUUCAACAAAGGGGCGUUCUGCUUGAGGUAUAUAAGGAUCACCUCAACCAGAACAGGGAGGAGCGUGAGGGCGAAGGUGGUGGACGAGUGCGACUCCGUUCACGGCUGCGACGCGGAGCAUGCAGGGCAGCCACCAUGCCGGAACAACAUCGUGGAUGGAUCGCAGGCGGUCUGGGAUGCUCUAGGGCUGGACUCGAAUGUUGGGGAAGAAAACGUUACUUGGGCAACGGCCUGA